Messenger RNA from Poecile atricapillus (Black-capped chickadee), 1280 nucleotides. RefSeq names its product TATA-box binding protein associated factor 12 (gene TAF12). The transcript is spliced from 6 exons. Bases 288 to 863 code for a protein of 191 amino acids. Gene Ontology annotation, cellular component: SAGA complex; transcription factor TFIID complex; SLIK (SAGA-like) complex. The record is from RefSeq and is a predicted model, not a curated record. Gene Ontology annotation, biological process: RNA polymerase II preinitiation complex assembly; DNA-templated transcription initiation. NCBI's taxonomy places the organism in Eukaryota, Metazoa, Chordata, Aves, Passeriformes, Paridae. Gene Ontology annotation, molecular function: TBP-class protein binding; protein heterodimerization activity; DNA binding.
UGGCGGCGGCCACGGGCGGAAGCGGAAGCGCUGCUGUGUGUCGGCGGGCGGCGGAGGGAGCGCGGCAGUGGCGGCGGGGCUUCGGUGUUCCCGCGGGUCAUGGGGAGAGAUUGCUGUCAGAGCACUGCACUUUUCCCUGGACAAACACUUGUUCACCCUGCUGAAUUCUAUUUGCUAGCCAUGGCUUUCCUCUCCCUUUCCAGUUGACUGCUUUGGAUCCCCACAACCCCAAGAAGAAGCAGGACCUAGACAAACUUUAUGAUCUAAAAGCUAAAGCCCAACAGAUUAUGAACCAGUUUGGCACUUCUACCUUGAUCAACCUCUCCAACUUCUCCUCAAUUAAGCCAGAACCAGCCAGCACCCCCCCCCAGAGCUCCAUGGCCAACAGCACCACUGUGGCAAAGAUGCCAGGAACACCCUGUGGAGGAGGGCGGCUCAGUCCUGAAAGCAACCAGGUUUUAACCAAGAAGAAAUUGCAGGACCUAGUGCGUGAGGUGGAUCCGAACGAGCAGCUGGAUGAAGAUGUGGAAGAAGUAGGUUCCAACCCGUGGAAGGGACUGCAGAAAGAGUUAAUUUGGGAUUUGUCACAGAUCAGUGGCCCUUUGUCCAAGGAGAGAGCAUUGAUGCUGCUACAGAUUGCUGAUGACUUCAUUGAGAGUGUGGUGACAGCUGCCUGCCAGCUUGCGCGGCAUCGCAAGUCCAACACCCUGGAAGUGAAAGAUGUCCAGUUGCACCUCGAGCGCCAGUGGAACAUGUGGAUCCCAGGCUUUGGUUCUGAAGAAAUCAGGCCCUACAAAAAAGCCUGCACUACAGAAGCUCACAAACAGAGAAUGGCACUGAUCCGCAAAACUACCAAGAAAUAGCUCCUGAGCAGAGGCAGAGACACCAGGACACCUGUCUCUCCACUGAAGCCUCCAUGAUGUCACCUGUAGGAUACUUUUUUAAUGCUUUACAGAAAAGCAUCUAUUUUUUAUUAAUGGUGCAGCAAUAUCUUGACUUGAUGAGGAGACCUGCCAAAAACAUUCUAUGCCCUGUUCUUCGAUCCUCCUCAGAGUGCGACAUAUCUCAAACAGAGACUUUUAUUUGUGACUUGAAAGUGGUUUAUCGUACAAGUGAUUAUCCAAGGGACAGAGCAUUUGAUCAUGUGUGGGACAGUAUUAGAAGCAUCUGUAGAGGUUUUUGUUUCCUCCUUCCUGCCCGUAUCUGGUCCAGUACUUUGUAAUGUCAGUGUUUAUAUAAAUACUUGCGUUUGUUUUUCAUGAAUAAAGAAAUUAUUCUAA